GACUUCUUUUCAUAUGUAACACUACGACAAGGAUCAAAGAUUUAUACUACUGGAACUGAGGAACACCAUGGCAGACACCAGACACCAGACCUUGGACAGAUCUCAGAACCCUCCUGUCGUUCAUCAAAAACAAGUCCGAAGAGGAUCCAUCGCGGAUACGAUAUAAAAGAAACUUCACAGUAUCGAAAGAGAAUGGCCGAGAGCACUGGCACUGGUACUCCACCGGGCAAGGCGGAGUAUGUGCGUGUAGAAGACGUAACUGAGGCGUCGAAUGAGGAAACACGGCACCUGCAGCCCCCUCCCGCCAGAAAUACUCAGGGUGCUACUGUUACCGAGGAAGCCAAAGAAGAAGUUGGCUCCACCCCGGAAAAAGCUCGUACAACAGGACGAGGUGGAUAUACGGUGGGAGCUUACGCGGCCAGUGGAGGCACUUAUACUCGAAACGAAACGGCCAAUUACUCUGCCUUGGCCGAAGCCAACGAAGCUUCCAACCGCCAAGACACCGCAACCGAGACAGGUCAACCUCAAGCAACCAUUUCUGUUUCUACUCAGCCUGUACUGACUGCUCCUGAUUCAGCUGUUUGCAACCCAGUUGACCCACUAGAAGCGGCUGUCAACCCUGCUACAGGAGCUGGGCAAGAAGCCACGGGCAGUGGAGACAAUGAAAGCCAGAAGCCAGAUAAACAACUCUUGUUUGCUUAUGUUGGGGUAACUAUUUUAGCCAUCCUCAUCAUUGUCAUUGUACUCUGUGUGACUCUGAUUCCUGGGAGUGAUUCUGAGGAACAAGCCAACAAGGCAGAGGACAUGAGCACUGCCCCGUCAAGAGACCCUCAAGCGAUGUCCAUGGAAGACCACAUUCGAGGCCUCUUCCCAAACUCUACCCUGGAAGCUAUGGAGAGUCGUUUUAGUUCACAAGCUGAAGCUUUUCGAUGGUUGCUGAAGGAUCCUGAACUCACUACCACCAACUCCUAUUCAGAUGACAGAAUCAUGCAACGCAUGGCUCUCGCUACAUUUUAUUUUGCCACUGGUGGAAGACGAUGGAAUUGGAAUUCUGGAUGGCUCAACUACAGUGUUCAUGAGUGUGAUUGGUUCACAGAUGGAAAUCCUCCUUGCGACAAUGACAUUUCCACUCCAGAGGAAGAAUUCAGCAGCAAUGUCACGAGCAACUUCACCAACAAUUUUACCUUCUGGGAUGAUGAUGACCAUGUUAUGUAUCCUGCAGAUCUUUCAACUGAAUACCUUUGGCGCCCCACUUUUGAUGAUAGGAUGCUGGCAGAAGGAGAUGGUACAAUCAAACAGUUGCACCUUGCGGACAACAACAUGAUUGGGACUUUGCCACCAGAGCUGUUUUGGCUUUCCAAUUUGAGAUCCGUUCAAUUUGACAACAAUGAAAUUGGUGGACCUUUAGUUGGUUUGGAUCUGGCACUCCUAACAGAUUUGGAAGUGCUUCGUUUGUACUCCAAUCAGUUAGAAGGAUCCAUUCCUUCUGAGUUAGCAACUUUGACCAACCUGGCCAAUAUCAACUUGGCACAAAACAGAGACUUGGAGGGAGUCCCUGAUGGGCUCUGGGAAUUAUCCAGCUUGCAAGUUCUAGCACUGGAUGUCGGCUCUACCAUUCCAUUUGAAGCAGUAGCACAGCUGGACCGACUUUCUUCACUAACUCUUGCUGAAUUGACUGGAACACUUCCAACAGAGAUUGGACUGCUUACAAAAUUGACACUGCUGAACCUACAAGGUGGCAGGCUUCGAGGCACAAUCCCAACAACACUGGGUAAACUAUUCGAUAUGACGUGGCUGUUUCUUGACAGAAACACAUUUACGGGCGAGAUUCCAACAGAAUUCGGAUUGAUGGCUAACCUAACCAUUCUUGAACUGAGUGAAAACAGACUCAAUGGCAUCCCGUCGGAGCUUGGAAUGCUCACCAAUCUAUACUCUCUUCGCCUGCUAGGAAGUCGCUUGGCAGGCCCAAUCCCCUCGGAAAUUGGGCAAAUGUCACGGCUUUCGGAGCUCUAUCUUCAAGAGAAUGAGCUUACCAGUUCGAUGCCUACUGAGCUUGGCGCCCUUUCAAAGAUCCGGACCAUGUACUUGUACAAUAAUGAAUUGACAGGUUCCAUACCUUCGGAGCUAGCCAGGGCGGAUAGAUUGCGCCUUUUGCAUUUGGGUUCCAAUAUGCUCAAUGGAACGUUACCCGGUAGGUUUGGAAGGCUCUGGUACCUUCGGGAGCUUGACUUGGACAAGAACUCGCUAUCUGGGUCUAUUCCCACGCAGUUCGGAAGGCUGGCCUUCAUGCGACGCUUGGAACUGAGUGAGAAUGAACUCACCGGCCCAAUCCCCUCAGAAUUGGGUAGAAUGAGAAUGCUGGAGAACCUAUUGUUGAAUGACAAUCGGCUUACUGGUACAAUUCCAGUGGAGCUAACUGGGUGGAACUCUAGCUUAUUUGGUUUGGUGGACUCUACAGAUCAUCUUGAAGAACUGUAUCUGAAUGGGAACAACUUCACAGGUUCCAUCCCAGAGGCACUUUGUGAUGUGGAAGAGGUCAAGACUGACUGUACGGAUCACUUUUGUGGUUGUGAUUGUGCUUGUCAAGGUUGAUGGAUGAACACGAGGCAGAAGGCUUCGAUUCAGUUGGUCAGCAUCCCAGCGAGCGAGAGCAAGCGCUCUUUCAUCCAUGUCAUGUGUGAAGUCUUUCUCGGAUGCUUUUUUUUGUGUGUAUGUUCGUAUUGCCAGUGUGAAAGAAGCAGAGAUCUGUACGUGAUCCAUUCGACGGAUAAGAGCAGUGCGUUUCCCGACAGGUGGACUUCGAUGGGGCUGUUGCAGACUAGCUUCUACCGCUACUAGUGUGAACUAUAAAAAUGCAUACUACUAAAAGUGAUUGAUUGGAUUGAUGGCUGCCAAUGAGGGGCACUGCGGUCACAAAGACCGACAGCCAUAUUCGAUUCCUUGGCGAUGAUGUUCCGCUUCAUUGAUUCCUUCCUUCCUUCCUUCCUUCCUUCCUUCCUUACCAUCCCGUGACAUCCUUGCAGAGAUUCUUUCCUUCAUUGACAUGAAAAUCGAGCGCAAGUCCACCGACACCGAGUACGUUCAUGACGGACUCGAUAUCGGCCGUGGAUACAUUGUACAUGUGCAUUCCAUCCCAACAGAGUUGAUCUCCCUGUCGCACGGGCAAGUGUCCUCUAAAAUCGGUAAUAAAGGAAAAGACACCCUCUUCAUCGACGGUAUCCCAUCCAAUGUGGACAUAUUCCAAAUGUACUUCUUGCUCUUGUUGGGCCAGGACAUCGUAAACGUACUUUUCGGCGGCUUGUACUUCUUGUUCCGACAACAUGCCAUUUUGUCGGGUCUUGUUUUCACUCGCCAAGUAGUCGGCGACGACAGUGGAAUAGAAAUCCGGCGAAUAGAGCCAAGUCGUGUUGAUAUGAACGAGAAAGGGAUCGAGGGGCAUGUAAUCGACAUCGUAGUUCAUGUCAGCAAAGACAUCUCCCAUGGACCAUAAAUCGGCAAUGGCUCCGAGACCACCCAAUGUGCCACCGCCUUGACCAGCCGUGCUGCAUCCACAGAAUUUCCACAACGACCAAGCUCUCGAGUAUUUCUCAUUGUUGGGAUCUUCUUCAAUUUCCACAAUGAGAUUUUCCGCGUGUGCCGCAUAACUAAUGAGAAUUAGUAAUAGUGGUAGUAGGAGUGGUGUGCAUUGGAACGAGAACAUGAUGGAUGGGAUAAGUGAGUUCGUUGUGGUGUGUGGAAG
Seminavis robusta is the source of this 3739-nucleotide messenger RNA. NCBI's taxonomy places the organism in Eukaryota, Bacillariophyta, Bacillariophyceae, Naviculales, Naviculaceae. The record is from the annotation of a GenBank genome assembly.